Messenger RNA from Nicotiana tabacum (common tobacco), 1422 nucleotides. NCBI's taxonomy places the organism in Eukaryota, Viridiplantae, Streptophyta, Magnoliopsida, Solanales, Solanaceae. The record is from RefSeq and is a predicted model, not a curated record.
CAUUGUGUUCUUAUGGCUGGUGUCUCUUCCAAAAGGCCGGAAACUCAUUUCAAGGUAUCUUCAGCUUCUGGCACCCGGUGGCGAGCUUGCAAGAAUAGUUUGCAUGGCAAUUUUUCGGCAUUUAAGGUUUUUGUUUGGCAGUCAUCCACCUAAUCCAGGAGCCACUGAGACGAUCACUAAUUUUGCAAAAACAGUCUCUGUAUGUACCCGUGGCAUGGACCUUAAUUUGCUUAGUGCUUGUCUAGCUGCUGUUGUUUGUUCCUCAGAGCAGCCGCCUCUUCGUCCUCUUGGAAGCCCUGCUGGAGAUGGAGCCUCUAUUAUUCUUAAAUCUGUUCUUGAAAAGGCAACUCAUCUCUUGACUGAUCCUCAGGCUGUUAGCAGCUUCAGCAUGCCUAAUCCUGCUCUUUGGCAGGCAUCAUUUGAUGCCUUUUUUGGCUUACUUACUAAGUAUUGCUUGAGUAAGUACGACUCAAUAAUGCAAUCGAUACUUCCACAGACUCAGUCAAACACAGAGACGUUUGAUGCAGAAGCUGCAAGAGCUGUAAGCAGAGAGAUGCCGGUCGAACUUUUACGUGCUAGUCUCCCGCACACAAAUGAGCAGCAGAGGAAGCUGUUGUUGAAUUUUGCUCAGAGGUCCAUGCCUGUGACUGGAUCCAAUGCUCACGGUGGAAGCACUGGACAAAUAAGUCCUGAAUCUGUAAGCUGUUAGUGGAGAUGCUAAGAUGUCAUACUUGCAAAUAGUUCUCAAGAUCAUCAUCUGGCUGCCCUUUUCAGAACAUAAUCUUCUGCUAUGCCUCCAUGGCAGAAAAACUGUCGAAGGCUAGAAUCAAGGGGAUGCAUAUAUGUUGGGCGCCGUUUUAAUGCCUAAAGCUCCUCUUCCUCCUCCAACUUAUGUGUCUUUUUCUAUUUUUUUCCAACUUUUUCCUUUCUGCCCACCUUAUCUUUCCAUGUUUCUUUUCCCUCUUUUCAACUUUUCUUCAUCCUUUUUUUGAAGGAAAGGUUUGGUUCUUUCUCUUUUGUGACAAGUCUCAUUUUUCGUAGCUGUGUAUAAUGUCAGAAAGUGACGGGAUUAUUGGUCCCUUUUAGUGUUUUUCAUCCAAAGAGCUUGUUUUUCUAAUGCUCUUUCUGUAAACUUGGAUAAAAGCUGGAAAGGUAGGAUGUAAGGAUGAUUUAUGGGGAGUUUUAGGAGCUCUUCCACUUGGCCAUCUUCUCUUUUUUUUCAGGAAGAAGAGGCGUUGACGUUGCUGGCUCAUAGGACAUGAUGGCUCAACUCUGCAGUUUCAGUAGGAGAUAUUUGUUAUAGACUUGAAAUUUUUAUGGAUGAAAACUGUAAUAAUUACAUGCUCUUUUUCAUUGACUAUUAUUCUACUGAAUAAUGUUUCCCCGUAUUGUUUACAAAGUUGAUUUGAUAUUUUGCUGACC